Molecule: messenger RNA, 1640 nt
Organism: Vanessa atalanta (red admiral)
Lineage: Eukaryota; Metazoa; Arthropoda; Insecta; Lepidoptera; Nymphalidae
Product: reticulon-4-interacting protein 1, mitochondrial-like
Exons: 13
Coding region: 178-1635 (485 amino acids)
Cellular component (GO): mitochondrion
Molecular function (GO): oxidoreductase activity
Source: RefSeq, a predicted model, not a curated record
GUCAAAAUCAGGUGUCUACACUCCACUGUCAUUUUGAAACGUCAAAUAGGUUAUGUUUGUAUAAGACUCAAAUAUUUAAAAUGGAUUGUGGCCAAAGGUUAAAUUUCUUAUGAGUUUUGAUAUGAAGUAACAGUGCAUUUGGUAUAGGCCGGCCCUCCUCCGUCUGUGUUGUUUGAUAUGGAUGAAUUUAAGCUAAGAGCGGGAGAAAAAAUCGGAGCUUUACAUGAAGCAGCUGUAGUAGCUGCUAAUAGCAGCAAAAACAGAUUUCAGGAUGUAUUCAAUCAUACAGCAGAUGCAAUCAGAAGAAUACGAGAAGCUUUCUUUGAUUUGUGGGACAAUGAAUUGGUGACGGAGGGCAGGGCUCGGGCUCUGGCCUGGGCGCGGGAGGCCGCCCGCAGGGUACAAGAGGGUGCUCCACCGCUCUCUCCCAUGAUACUGUAUGAGGAACUGGUGACCCUUUUGAAAGAUCAUGUAUGGCGUCGUAGUAUGAUAAUCUUCGUCUGCGGUGCGGCGGUCGGUGGAAGCGCAGGUCUGGUCAUAGGCCUGCGAGCGAGCGCCCGAGUGCCGAGCGGACCGCAUGCCAGGGCGCUCCACACGCAGACCGACCAAACCGUCAUCCUGGUAGAGGAUGCCGUAUCGCCAGGCGCGGGCGCGGGGGAGGUGCUGGUGCGCGUGCAGGCGUUCAGCGUGUCGGCGGCGGACCGCAGCGUGCUGCGCGGCCGCGCGUCGGCGCUGCGCUCGCUGCUGGCCGCCUCGCAGGUCACCGUGGGGAGAGGCUUCGCGGGUGUAGUGCUCGACGUGGGACAAGGCGUAAACGACUUGGAAAUGGGUGACGAGGUGUGGGGCUGCAUCAGCGAGUGGAGCGGAGGCGCCGCCAACGAGCUGCUCGCUAUUAGAAGCACUCGAGUGAGCAAACGUCCGCGUCACCUCGCCGCGGACACGGCGGCGGCGCUGCCCUGGGUGGGCUGUGUGGCGCUGGCGGCGCUGCGGCGCGUGCAGUACCGACCGGACUCCAGCAAGGGGAAGCGGGUGUGCGUGGUGGGCGCGGCCAGCGGGGAGGGCUGCGCGCUGGUGCAGCUGCUGGCCGCGUGGGGCGCCCGCGUCACGGCCGCCGCGCCGCGGAAGUCGCAUCGCGUCUUAAAGGACCUCGGUGCACACGAGCUGGUUGAAUUGGAAAGCAACGCUCACACGAGUCCGUCGUGGCUGUCUUUAGAACAAUAUGCGAGUCGCCGCGGCCCGUGGGACUGCGCCCUCUGCUGCUCGGGUGCUCCGCCUCCACCCUCACCCGCGGCUUCUGCGCUGCUCAAAGCAACGGCCCCACGAUACGCUUUGUUGGAUAUUCGACCGAAGCCCUUACUGACUGACCGCUUGCCAACACCCUUCUGGGUGAUAUUCUCGGCUUCCUUUUACACCUUUAGGCUUUUGAGGUGGAUAACUGGAUGCGGAACCCACACAGACUGGUUGGAGGAUAAGAAUCAACUCCGGGAAGGUCUCGACAAUCUUCGACUUCUCGUCGAUUCUGGUCAGCUUUCACCUGUGCUCGAUAAGGUCUACCUUCCUCAGGACUUUGAGUCCGCGCUGGCGCACGCGUGCGGAGACGACGCCGUCGGGACGUCCGUGGUGAGAUUCCCGUAGACUUC